Molecule: messenger RNA, 5149 nt
Organism: Anguilla rostrata (American eel)
Lineage: Eukaryota; Metazoa; Chordata; Actinopteri; Anguilliformes; Anguillidae
Product: zinc finger protein basonuclin-2-like
Exons: 5
Coding region: 107-3136 (1009 amino acids)
Biological process (GO): regulation of DNA-templated transcription
Cellular component (GO): nucleus
Source: RefSeq, a predicted model, not a curated record
GGUUUGUCUCCGGAAAGCCUUUGUCAGAUCUAAGCUUCUCUGAUUUUCUGUUAUUUUAUUUUUGAAGGGUUCUGUGGCCCUACCGCUGAAGUGUGACAGGUCGACCAUGGGCAAAGACUUGGACGAGGCGAUCCGCUGCACUCUGCCCAACUGCACCUGUGAGUGUUUCCAGCCGGGGAAGAUCAGCCUGAGGACAUGUGACUACUGCAAGCAUGGCUGGGUGGCCCACGCGCUGGACAAGCUGAGCACGCAGCACCUGUACCACCCGGCCCAGGUGGAGAUCGUGCAGUCCAGCGUGGUGUUCGACAUCAGCUCGCUCAUGCUGUACGGCACGCAGGCGCUGCCGGUGCGGCUGAAGAUCCUGCUGGACCGGCUCUUCAGCGUCCUGAAGCAGAGCGAGGUCCUGCACAUCCUGCACUGCCUGGGCUGGACCCUGCGGGACUACGUCCGGGGAUACAUCCUACAGGAUGCGGUGGGGAAGGUCCUGGACCGCUGGAGCAUCAUGUCGCAGGAGGAGGAGGUGGUCACCCUGCAGCAGUUCCUGCGUUUCGGGGAGACCAAGUCGAUCGUGGAGCUGAUGGCCCUGCAGGAGCAGGAGGGGCAGGUGGUGACCGUGCCCCCCUCCGAGGCCGAUUCGGGGAUCCGGACCUUCAUCGAGAGCAGCGGCCCGGCCCGUAGCCCUGCCCUGCUGUCCCGCCUGCAGGGGGGCGGCAGCGGGCACGACAGCGUCCAUCACUUCGAGAACCUCCCAAACAGCCUGGCGUUCCUCCUCCCCUUCCAGUACGUCAGCCCCGGCUCCGCCCCCACGCUGGGCCUCCCGGCCAAUGGGCUCGCCCGGGAGCCCAGCCUGCCCACCAACGGGCUGGUGCAGGAGCCGGGCCUGCCCAAUCAGAGCGAGCCGUCCGAGAGCAGAGGGUCGGAGGCGUCUCUCUCGCCCUGCCCCAGCCUGGGCGCCCCCCUGGGGAGGCUGAACCCAAAAGCGGGGCUCGGCGGCACGACCCCGCCCCCCUCCACGACCCCGCCGCCGCUCGGCGACCGGCACGCGCACCCCCACGUGCUGAAGCUGGGGCCCCGCAGCCUGCAGUACUCCUCGCUCUCCUGCAGGCCGCAUCGCAUGCGACGCAUGGGCGCGGCGUCGCGCAAGGGCCGCGUCUGCUGCAGCUCCUGCGGCAAGACCUUCUAUGACAAGGGCACGCUGAAGAUCCACUUCAACGCCGUGCACCUGAAGAUCAAGCACCGCUGCACGGUGCAGGGCUGCAACAUGGUGUUCAGCUCGCUGCGCAGCCGCAACCGCCACAGCGCCAACCCCAACCCCCGGCUGCACCUGCCUGUGCUGCGCAACAACCGCGACCGUGACCUCAUCCGCUCCGCCACCGCCGCCGCCCACCACCCCGCCCCGCCCCUCGCGGCCGGCCACGCCCACCCCCACCCCCACGCCCGUGGCCACGCCCACCCGGCCACGCCCAUCAUCGCCAGCUGCGCCCACUCCGCCACCCCGGUCAUCUCUGCCGUGCCCGUGAUCUCUGUGCACUCCGCCACGCCCAUCAUCUCGGGGCACGCCCACAUGGCCACGCCCCUGCUGUCGGCCCCGCCCACCCCCGGUUUGGACCCCCUGCUUCACGGCCCGUUGGUUUUUCCCUCCCUGAAAUCCGUGCAGCCCAUGCAGCCCAUACCGCCGUUCUACCGCACGCUGGUGCCUCCCGCCGCCCUGGUCCACCCGCCCGUCUCUCUGCCCUCCUCCCUGACUCCGCCCGCCUCCCACAGCCCCCGCCUCCCCGGCCAGGACCCCGCCUCCGAAUCGCCCCCCAAAAAAAAGCCCCGGAAGUCCAGCAUGCCGGUCAAGAUCGAGAAGGAGGCGGCGAGCGCGAUCGACGAGUACAAGGAGGAGGAGGAGGAAGAGGAGGAGGAAGAUCCCGGCUACGGCCGCCAGCGUUCUCCUUCCGCGGGGGACGGGAGUCCUGGCCCGGCACCGCCGUGGCUGGAGGAGCGCCGGGGGGCUCGCUGCGCGGAGCACGACCACCGGGGGGCGCCAGAGAAGGAGCCGGAGCCAGAGACCUGCGACGGGGAGAGGAGCAGGUUUACAGAGCGGCAGGAGGAGGAGGCGCAGGAGGAGGAGGUGCAGGAGGAGGUGCAUGGCCAUCUGAGAGAAAGGGAGACGGAGAGCAAGAUCUGCUCCUUGCCGCCCCCUCUCCGCCCGCUCGUUGCUGUUAAGGAGGAGCUGAGCGACUCCGCUUUCGACUCCGUGUUCUGCGUGAGCCGUCGGGAUCCCAAGUCCACCCUGCACCCCAGCUCCGCCCUGCACCCCAACACGGGCCUGCACCCCAGGACCUGCUACGUCUGCAAGAAGAGCUUCAAGAGCUCCUACAGCGUGAAGCUGCACUACAGGAACGUGCACCUGAAGGAGAUGCACCUGUGCACGCUGGCCGGCUGCAGCGCCGCCUUCCCCUCGCGACGCAGCCGAGACAGGCACAGCUCCAACAUAAACUUGCAUCGGAAGCUUCUGACCAAAGAGCUGGACCACAUGGUCUUGGACUCAGGCCACAUGCCGCUGCCGCUGAUUGCUGGUGGCCAUGAGCGUGGUCUCGAGGCUCUGGGACGAGGAGGUCGAGGAGGCGGGCACGGUCGAAACGAAGGGUUCUCCCCUAUUAAUGGAGCCAGCCAACACUCCCCUGACUACUAUGUAGCAGCGGAGCUCUGUGCUGCCUCCAGUGGCUGGUCCAGGUAUAGCGCGCACUCGUCCACUGCGUCAGACCCCGGGAGCAGUGAGGGAGCCCUGCUGGACGACGCGCGGGCCGCCAGCGAUGGAGAGGACAUCUCCCAGAAUGCCGAGGGGCUUGGGGACAUUCGGUGCCGCAGGAGCAGAGCAGCAGAUUGGCAGCCGUGUGACACCUCCCCCUCGUGCCACGACUCCGCCGCCCCCUCGCCACGCGACUUCUCCCCUGCGUCGCACGACUCCUCCCCUGGCCCGGUGACUCCGCCCCCUUCGGGCGAUCCCUGCGGGUGCGUUGCCACACUCUCUGUCUGUGGCCGCAUGCUGCGCUGCCACGCCCGACUCCCCUCCGCCCGCAGCCGGGACGGACACGGCCAGAGUCCCGACCUGCAGGACAGCACACCCCUCCCCGCCAUGAUGGACUGAUACUAAUACACACCCCCCUCCCGCUAGCCCCCAAGUCUUCUGUGGACCCAGUCCAGCUUCCAGCAUCCUCCACAUUCAUCCAUUGUCUGUUUGUACUACUUUCCCCUGGAAGCCCACGUACAUGAGCAGAGAACCCUCAUCCCAGAUACAGGUAGACGUCUCUGAUAUUUCUGUCCUCUCUGAGAGUGGAGGAGGUCCUUUCUUUUCCAUCUCCGGUUCCCUGAAAUAGGAACCGCCCCCCUUCCUUUCUACAUGGAAAUCACUCUUAUGAUUAACUGGGAAAAAAAUAAAAAUAAAAAGUGCUAUUCAAACUUGUUUUGACUUUUUGCCUGCAGAACUGCUACUAAUGAGAAAGAGAAAGAUAAAAGAGAUCUUCUACGUGUUUUUCGUGCCGUUGUUUCUUUCCUGAAGACUGGCCCAUACCAGAGCGUCACCUCCUGCAUCUGUAAAUAAUUCCCCAACAGACUCCUGCUGUAAAAAUGCAUUGCUGGUUGUUUUUUUUUUAAUUUUCAUGCUAGUUCAGUACUUCAGUACAGUAUGACUGGCAAGGGAACAGGAACUUUAGAUUGUUUCUCUUAAAACACAUUUUAAAUCAGACAGAAAUCCAGACCCCCAGUUGGAUGUGCUUGCGCAGGAAUUGAUCGCAUGCUGUAGGAUUCCAGGAAUGUGCGUUUUUGUUUGUGGUGUUUGUAACGUGCGUUUCUCUGUGACACAAAUGCAGUGUUACACUUUGCAACAACACAAAGGGAUGACUAAAUGCUAUUGUGAGAGGUAGAUGCAUUCAUUGCGGUUCUCACAGAUUGAGAUUGCCUGGCUGAGUGGUAACAGUACUUAGCAGUAGCUGCAUUAACUGUCUCCAGUGUCUCAAACGGCACAAUAAUGUAAAAACCAACCACUGGUUAUCCUUAUUUCAAUUUAUGCGGCUAAGAGGGCUCUAAAUUCCAAGUGUGACUCCAUGUUCAGCUGUGUUUAAAGUACAUAAUAAAGGCCACAUGCUUAUUUCCAUUGAGGUAAUCCAAGUCUAUGAUGUCCUUGAAUCUUAACCCUAAAAUUACACCUGUGAUCUUUUUAAAAUAUUGUUUUUUUUUUUUGUUAUUUCCUUGUGAUGCAAUGUAAUAUUACUGUAAUACUGUAGCUGUGCUGCAGUGUUUGUUUUGUGAAAGAUAUUACCGUAAUGCUCUGUCUGUACCUAUUUCAGAACUCAGCAUAAAUUGUAUAGUACAGCUAUAUCCAAUAAUUGGACAAGGAAGGGCACAAAUCUGUCCAAUGGUAUUUAUUGGUGUGUGCAUUUUCAGCUGAACCCCAUAUAUAUAUCCAAUUGCUUUUAUAGGUAACUAACAAUGAUCAUUGACAGGUAGAGGUGGUUUGAUGUGAAGUAUGGGGUCCAAAAAAGAGUGGUAUACCCCUUCUACAUACAAUCAUAUUUGUAAAAUUAAACACCUAAGCACAUAAAGUUUUCAUUUGUCAUAUUGGUGUCUUGGUAAACACUGUCUCACUCAUUGUGGAUCUGCAUGCUGCUUGUGCUUGUUGUGCAUCUGGAGAGACACUGUUUGCAUAGCAACAGAAAUGCUCUAACACAGUAUAUCCAUAGCCAGGGAUUAUAGAAUAGGGACAAGACAGGAUGUGACAUCACAGAGGAGCUCCAACAAUCACAAAGUACAUUGGUAAUAACAAAUAGAAACAGCGACAGCUUGUGGAUACCUUCAGCCAAUCUCUGUUGGCCUCGUUCCCUUUCUUAUGGUUGAGCUUUUCCCUGAUUUCAAUGGGAAAAGUGAUUACACAUCCAUUCUAUCCCUAUUUCAUUACCCUUGUGAGUAUCAGGGAAAAGUGUCAGUGCUCCUGUUGUACAGUGUGCAAUCAGUAGCUUCACAGAUACUGUAUGAGCCCUUAAACAAUCAAUUCAAUUGCCAACUGGCUGUUGAAUUGUAUUCAUGUUCUGUGUGAAUACUUGCGAUUUCUAUCAGAAUUCUUGUACAUUUUUUUUAUAUUAAAGAUUUAUCAGUUACUGGUGAA